AUAUAUAUAUUUAUAUAUAUAUAUUUUUUAAUAUUGUUAUGUAUAAAGUGUGUUUCGCUUCCGCACGACUACAAACGACGACGACGACGACGACGACGACAAAGACAAAUCGCUACGUACGUUUCGCCGAAUAGUUUCCCCCGUCGUGUCCUCGCAGUGUUCAAAUAUACUUACAAUAGAAAUAUAUUAAAAUUGCAAAGUUUCGCGGACCCGGCCGGUCCGCGCGCCUCCCGAUUCCCUUAUAUACGUAUGUAUCAUCGGUAUAUCACUUAUCGUGGCGUAGACCCGCCAACGUAAACCCGAACGAGCCUCCCUCCCUGCCCCCUCCAGCUUCUCGUCUCGUGUGCUGCCUGUGUAGAAUGCGUGUGAGUGUCUGCGUUUCUCUUCUCUCCCGGCGAUCUCCUCUCUUUCGACCUCUCUCUCUCGAAACGAAUCGUCGAAAAAGUACCUAUCUUCGAAUGGUUCGAAUCUCAGCGGCUACCGAACCUCGUUACUCGCCGUUUACGGAUGUAGAACUGUUUAGAACGGUGAACCGUCGGCUCAUCGAGAGAGCAGUCUCGGCGAUCGGCUCGCAGGAAUCAUUUCGUUCCGAAGAGAAUUCCAGGAGGAUCUAUCGGCGAUCAUCGAAUCUCUUCUCUUCGUUCAGCGUCUCCUUCGUCGAUCGGGAAGACUUAUUUCCCUCUUUAUUUCUCUCGUAUCCCGUUUCUCCUCUCGAGUGAUCUUCGUUUCUGGCUGCGCGUUUGUCUCUAAGUCUCUCUUCGUUCUUCUUAUCUUUUCUGUUUCUUUCUUUCAUUUUUUUUUAGAUAGGGCAGUGUUGUGGACGGUUACGGAAUCAAUGUCCGUAAUCCCAAAAAACGUUUCCUACAAGUAUACAUACUAUUUAAUAAGUACAUACUUCAACAACCGUCUUUAGAGCUAAGUUUAUAAGGUAUCGUACGAUUUUCUCAUAUUAUUAUUUUUUUUCCUCGUUUUUCCGGCCCCGCCUCGAUGCGUCCCGUCCUCGCGUUUCGUUUUAUUAUGAAAACAUUUUGAAAAAAAUCACGUUUCGCUGCUCCGCGCGAUUCCCUCUACCUCUCCUCGCCUACCCAAUCGAAACGAUCCCGCGAAAUCCAUCGAACCCCCCUCUCUCUCUCUCUCUCUCUUUCUCUCACUCUUACUCUCACUCUCUCUUACUCUCUCUCUCUCUUACUCUCACUCUCUCUCUUUCACCCCCGCAGCUCGAGUACGUACUAGAUUUGUAAUAAUAACCAUUAAUAGGUGUAUAAUCUAUCUAUCUACCUAACUAUCUAUCUAUCUACCUAACUAUCUACCUAUCUAUCUAUCUAUCUAUCUAUCUAUCUAUCUAUCUAGCGAAACAGCAUCAUAUUAAAGUCUAUCCUCCUCCUCCUCCUCGUUAUCCUCGUUAUUCUCCUCGGACUCCUCCUUGUAGCCGGGAUGCUCGGAGAUCGCGUAGUAGUUCCCGUUGUAGAUGACGCCGAGCUCCCUCAGCACGUCCCCCUUGAUGAUCGCCUUGAUCGUCCAGUUGUAACACUCCUCGCUCUCGCUCUCGCGGUCCAACCGCUCCACGUCGACGAUCUUCGAGCUGAGCCGUUCCAGUAUGAUACCGAUGUCCUUGAUGCUUAAGUGUUUCUGGUCUACGGUGAGCUGAUCGAUGAGCAGUAAAAACUUCUCCGAGGUGACGAUCUCGUCUUCCAUGAUCGUGUUCUCGGUCUCCGACUCGGAGCUGUCGUGCUCCUGAUGAUGAUGGUUGUGAUGAUGUCUCAUGUGGAAUCCCGCCGUGGACGAGUUCCCGGCCAGUCGGGACCCUCCCGAGUCGUCGUCCGCGGUGUCGCAGAAACGCACGUGGCCUUUGACCAGGCCGGGUCGCCUGGUGCCGUCCGACAAAGAAGACGGAGGCUGCGGCGACGGUGUCUGCGUUUGCGUCUGCUGCUGUUGCUGCUGCUGCUGCUGCUGGUGAGGAUGAUGGUGCUGCUGCUGCUGCUGGUACUGCUGAUGUUGGGCGUCCUGGAUCGGCGAGGUGGCCACCGAUUUGUGCACCGCGAUCCGGCGGCCCUCCUCGUGCAGGGCGCAGCAAUGGAAGUCGCACUCGCCGCUCGCCCCGCUGUCCGCGCCGUUCACCGGGCUACCGUUCCUCACCACCGGCUGGUGGAUGUGAUUCGAACACUCGGGCGUGUGGAUAUGGAUGGUGGUGCUGUCGAACGAGUUCGUGCCCUGCUUCACCAGGCGGCCGGGCAUCCCGUGCGGCUGCUGCUGCGGCUGCUGCUGCUGCUGCUGUCACCGCGACAAUUUUAAACGCGUACCAUGUCGUCAUGAUUUAUCACAGUAAUUUGGGGGCUGGCGUAGCGGCUGGGGCCGAGCUCGCCGGAUAGGUGUCCCGGCUUCGCGCCGUAGUUCAGCUUGUCCAGGCUCGUCUGGAUCACCAGCGACGGCCGCUGCGCGCCACUCAGGUCGGCCUUCUUGGUGGGCGAGUACUUCGAGCUGCCGGCGUCAGGACCCUUCUGCUGCUGCUGCACCUGCGACGACGCGGAGGAACGCUGGUCCCAGUGCAGCACCACGGUGACCCGCCCCUUAUUGUCCAUGAUCUUCCACGACGGCGUCUCAUCGUGCAGCUCCAGGGCGUGGAUCGUCUCGCAGACUAUUUUCGGGAUCGCUGAAAUCGCUGAAACCGUGGAAAACUGUCGAGUGCAAAGGGUUAACUGAGCGUUGGAACGACGUGGAUAAGUACCGGCGCGUAUGAUAUCGACACCAGUCGGGCACCAACGUUCACCAUGCCUCAGCAACAGCAGGAUCGUGUUGUUCGCUAGUGUCUUGAAGUACUCGCCGUCUUCGACCUGCGUCCCGUCGGACUCGAGCACCAGCGACACGUUCUCGUUCUGCGGGACACCCAGUUUCUCCUUGCCUAGCAGUCGUAACACCGGGAUUAGAUCGUGGAACGGUUUUUCGCCGCGCGAGGUAACCGAUCGGGGAAAGGACGAGGAACGAGUAGCCGAGGAACCGGACGAUCUCCGAGCAGGUUCGACGAAAACGCCGACGAACGACCCGAAGAACCACGGAGGAUCGGUGUCCGGUUGGUCCUCGAGCGCACGUCCUUUGGAACGCUUGGUAAACAACGCUGGACCGUCCGGGGAUGGGAAUCGGGGUCAACCCGAUCGGAGCAUAACCUAAAAGGAAGGAAAGGGAUGAAUGGAAAAUUGCAAGAAUCUUGAUUAAAGCUUCUGUGAUGGAGACUGAACGUCCACCAGGUACAAGGGAACCGAGCAGGUGCGUUCAGACCCCUUUCCAUUGGCCCCCGUUGCCCUGACAACUGCGAAUCCAAUGAUAAACAACAGUCAGCGUCCCCAGGCAUGUUUCAUCAAGCAUUCAGUCGCGACAAAGGAAAUGAUCAACAUCUGUCAUCCGAAGAUCAUCGGGAAACCACCUGCCAAGGAAACCUACUCGGCCAAACGCCUAGACAGGAAGGAUGUCCUGGAAGAAAAUGACAAAAUGGAAACGCGGAGAACGGAUCACAACCGUAACGUCAUUGAGUCGGGUGUAUCCUUCGAGCAACUCUGCGAAAUGAUCAGUGGCAUCGAGGAGAGUAUCACUAAUGAUGGACUGCAGCUGGAGCCGGAGAAAGACGCCUCUGGGCUGAGAGGAUCCACCGGAACCACCUGCGAGGAUAUAAUGUCCUUUUUGGCGAAGCUCGAAGAAGGUACUCUGGACGAAACGAAGGCGAUACCGGAAGUGGACACCGAAAUGCUUCAGCAGAUAUUCGACAAAUCGCGGCCGUUCGGUUGUGGCGAUUGCAAUAGGUUAACAAUGGCCCCAGUGAAAGUCAGCAAUCCCAUGUUUGAGGAGGAUCUGUCCACUGCUCGGUUGCAGCUUGAGGAGCUAAACGCAACAAUUGCACUGUUGAAGGAGCAGCUGAAGUCUGAGAGGAAGCUUGUCUGCGAGAAGCUUGAUUCUCAGAGGAAAAGUGGCAUGGCGAAGCUGCAGGCACAGGAGGAGAAAUACAAGGCUAUUGUGAAGAGGCAUCAGAAGUUUAUAGAACAAUUGAUUGCGGAGAAGACUGAGUUGACAGAGAAGUGCAACUGCCUGGCGCAGAGAGUGAAGUGCAUUGAAGGCAGAAUGCAGCGGGACUUGAGGGCAGCAGCUGAUAGACAUACGGUGGAGCUGCAGAGGGCCAAGGAACAUUAUGCUGCUGCUGAGAAGAUCAAGAGGGAGAGGUGGAUUGAAGCCAGAACCACGAAGAUCAAGGAGAUGACCGUGAAGGGACUAGAGCCAGAAUUGAGGAAGAUGAUGGAGCAACACUCAGAGGAGAUCCAGAACCUGAGGAACCUUCACAUGAAGGAAUUGCAGGACACAGAGUUGAGGGUGAUUCGCAGGUCCAACCAGCAAUUGGAACAGCUGCGAUUGGAAUUGACAAGCAGUCAUGAGAGGAUGGUGGCGAACGAGAAGAGUAUCUUGUGGGCUAGGUACAAGGAGAAACUGGACGAGCAAGAGAGUCGGUUCAAAGAUCAGCAGCUGAAGCUGAUGGAAGAGCUGCAAGCGGAGCGAGAAAGGUUCACCAAGGAACAAGCUAGACUGGUUGCUGAGAAUGAAACCAAGUUCCAUAGGUUGCAUCAGCAGUGUCAGGAAGAGGCGCAGGCCCUGAAGCAACAGUACAUAAACGAGAAGAAGGCUCUGGAGGAGUCUUUGAAGGCAGAAUGGGAGGCUUGGAUGGCUGACUAUAAGAAGCAGCAAUCAUUGAAGAUGGAGAGAGCCGAGGGUGUCAUUAGGGACGAAUGCAAUAGGGAAAGGGAUAGACAGAUAGAGCUGGCUAUUCAGCGUCUCGAGAAGGACUCCCGGGAGGCGAAACUGAGUCUUCAGGAACAUCUUGAUUGCAAGCUCAGGUCUUUGCAAGAGAGGUUCAACACAGAUGUGCAAACCGCGGUCGACAAGGAACAGCUGUGCAGGGUUCAGAUGACGCAGUGCAAGGAUAAGCUGGAGAGGACGGAGACUAGAUUGCAGAAAAUAGAGGAAAGGCUGCAAGAGUGUACAAACGAGUUGAACAGCGCGAACGAGGUGGCGAGGAAGUUGAGUUUGGAGAGGGACAAUGCGAAACAGUUAGCCAGACAGGAUAUAGAAGGAGAGAAAAGGGAGUUGGAGGAGAAGAUCGCAUCGCUUUACCAGGAAAUCGCUCAGAGCAAUGCGAACAGGGACGCUUCGAUGGCUCAGCUGCAUAGCAGGUUCAGUUUUAAUUUAAAUGAGNNNAUCCUGACGAUAAAGAAUCUCACUAGAGAACUUGGCAGCGUCAAAUCGAAGUGCGAACACUUGGAGAAGCUGUUGGAUCAGCAGCGAAAGGAAUAUAUUUUGAGGAGUUUAUGAAAGCAACGUUGUUAAUUGAUGUACGUUUUAUUUCAUUGUAUGCGCUCAGGCUUGUUCAAGUAUCAUACAGUGUUCUUUAAACAGUUACGCGAAUAUUUUAUACAUUCAUUUGAUAUAAAACUAGUUUUUUUAAAAUUAUUUUUAUCGUAUGUUCUUGUAAUUUAUGUAUGCACUGUGAAAAAUUAAUACACUAUGUGUGUAUAUAUAUUUUUAUAUGUAUAUAUAUAAUAUAUAUGUAUAUAUAUGUAUAUACAUAUAUAUAUAUAUUUAUCUUGGCGGACGGCACUCCGCGUGUUACAGUAAAGAAAAAAUGAUUUAAAUGAUUUCGACGGUUUCUAUUACAUAAGGUAAAAUCAUCGUAAACGCUUGUUCGCGGAAGUUUCUGGUAAAAUUAGACUUUUUUCACAAUUUGAACGACGUCCUCGUCACACAGUACAUGAUCCUUUCCAACUUUCUGAGGCUGAUGCUUGACGGAAGAACCCCACACAAGUGCACUAGAAAUAACAAAGAAGAUCAUAAGUGUGACAAAUCGUGCGAUUUUUAUUUAAAACCGUGGAAAUGAACUUACUAUUUGAAUUCUUUUGCAAUGGAUCUGUGAAGUUUAUUGCAAAAAUCUUCGACAGUUCUCUUCUCUCUGUUUAGGACUACAGGAGAAUUAUAGUCAGGUAGCUGACCUUUGGGUUUGGUGUAACUAUAAUAGAAGAAAUUAAUUGAAUAUACAAUUUAUAAAGCUAACGAAUCGAGUACUCACAUUCUAACCAGCUGCAAGUAAUCCCACAUCUUUUCCAGCAGGUCAUCAAAGUUCCAUUUAUGAUGAGCAGAAAUUGGUACGCAGUGAGGUAUUUUAUAAAUGAUAUCUAAUUCUUCGAUACUGAUUUGAUCUAAACAAAUAGAAAGAAGAUAAUUGUUGUAUCGAUCCUCUGUUCCUUUUGUAGAUAGGUUGUAACAAAUCAUUACCUAUUUUAUUGAGCAAAUAAAUGCAGGGUAUAUAAACACGAUUUCCUUCUAUUAC
Molecule: messenger RNA, 6358 nt
Organism: Nomia melanderi (Alkali bee)
Lineage: Eukaryota; Metazoa; Arthropoda; Insecta; Hymenoptera; Halictidae
Source: RefSeq, a predicted model, not a curated record